GGAAGAAAAGCAAUGCAGGAUUUGCCUCGAUGGCCCUGAUCCUGAAUUGGGUAAACUCAUACGACCGUGUCUCUGCAGCGGCUCGAUCUCGUACGUUCACCUGCGUUGUCUUCAGAGGUGGCGCAAUACCUCCCCGUCUUCCUCGGCCUUUUACACAUGUCCUCAGUGUCAUUACCGCUACCAUUUCGCCCGCACCAAGGUCGUUGGCCUUGCGACCAACCCCAUCGCAAUAGCUGCAUUAUCUACUGCGCUAUUCGUGGUCUUGGUCAUCCUCUCCUCUUUCAUCACAACCAUGUUCUUCUCCCCUACGGACGACACAUCGGCCCAAACAGGGUACCACAGCUACUGGUAUUCUUCGUGGGCAUACUCGUACGACGUUGGCGGUGAUCUCAUACGCACAGCACUCGGUAUCAUCCAAGAUGAGACUGGCGAUCUGUUCGACGCCGAUAAGCUGUUCUCUUCCAGCUCCUCUGCAGGCAUUCCAUUCCGACAGCCCCCACCACCUCCCGGCCUCAUCCGGCGACUCUUUCAGCGUUUCCUGCUCGGGCUGCCCGUCGUCGGCGUGGGCUCGCUCGUCCACAUGCUCUCCUGGACCAUGCUCACCCCUGUGCACUGGCUGGCCCGGUUCAGAGGCAGUCGAAAUAGGCGUGGAUCUGGAUCGCGGGAUACCGCGGCCAUCAUCCUAGUCCUGCUCAUCAUCGCUGGCGCCGCUAGGGCGCUGUACAAAGUAUAUCAAUUCACGGAGUCCGUGACGAAGCGCAUCUUACUUCGUGCAGAGGAAAUGAUCCUGGAGGUUGAUUCGUAACAUGUGUCAGGCUUUAUGCGAAAUUACCGUAGCCUUGUUCUUUCUCGUCUGUCCACUAUUUUAUUCAGGGAGUUUCAUCGACAUCAUUUGUUCUGCUAUGUAUUUGCUCUGUGUUGUAAAUCUUCA
This is a messenger RNA of Stereum hirsutum FP-91666 SS1, 931 nucleotides long. RefSeq lists its product as uncharacterized. The record is from RefSeq and is a predicted model, not a curated record. The coding region runs from base 293 to 805 and encodes 170 amino acids. NCBI's taxonomy places the organism in Eukaryota, Fungi, Basidiomycota, Agaricomycetes, Russulales, Stereaceae. The transcript is spliced from 4 exons.